CCUGUUCUUUCUCAAUCUCCGUCUCAGUGAAAAUUUUGAAAACUCCUGUCCACGCCAUACUCGACUCUGGAGCGUCGCCAUGCUCACUUCAAAUGGUAAUGAUGCAAGAAUCCCACGCAUUACAGGAAGCUAGAAACAGUAGUCACUGAUUUAUCAGAAAUCUUAACUCGAUGGAGUUCACGGAGGCUUACAGGCAGACCGGGCCUUGCUGUUUCUCGCCGAACGCUCGUUACAUUGCUGUUGCGGUUGAUUACCGCCUCGUCAUUCGCGAUACUUUGUCGUUCAAGGUUGUGCAGCUGUUCUCAUGCUUGGAUAAGAUAAGCUACAUAGAGUGGGCUCUUGAUUCUGAAUACAUUCUUUGUGGCCUCUUUAAGAGACCGAUGAUACAGGCAUGGUCAUUAACCCAACCUGAAUGGACAUGCAAAAUAGAUGAAGGGCCUGCUGGUAUAGCUUAUGCUAGGUGGAGCCCUGAUAGUCGUCAUAUACUUACUACAUCAGAUUUCCAAUUGAGGUUAACAGUUUGGUCUUUGGUGAACACAGCAUGUGUUCAUGUUCAAUGGCCAAAACAUGCUUCCAAGGGAGUCUCAUUCACUCAAGAUGGAAAAUUCGCGGCAAUCUGCACCAGGCGUGACUGCAAAGACUAUGUAAAUCUGCUAUCUUGUCAAACAUGGGAGAUCAUGGGUAUUUUUGCUGUUGACACGCUGGAUUUGGCUGAUAUUGAAUGGUCACCAGAUGAUAGUGCCAUUGUAAUGUGGGAUUCACCUCUUGAGUACAAGGUUCUUAUAUACUCCCCAGAUGGGAGGUGUCUGUUUAAGUAUCAAGCCUAUGAGAGUGGACUGGGUGUAAAAACUGUAUCAUGGUCUCCAUGUGGUCAAUUUCUUGCAGUUGGUAGCUAUGAUCAGAUGUUGCGGGUUCUGAAUCACCUAACAUGGAAAACUUUUGUUGAGUUUAUGCACUUAUCUACUGUUCGGGCCCCUUGUUAUGCUGCUGUUUUUAAGGAAAUAGAUGAGCCAUUGCAACUUGAUAUGUCUGGGCUGUGUCUGGAUGAUGACUUUAUACAAAGCCAUUCUGAUGCUUCUGAAGGACACUUCAGAGUCAGAUAUGAGGUUAUGGAAGUUCCCCUCACUCUACCUUUCCAGAAGCCUCCAGCAGACAAACCUAAUCCUAAACAAGGAAUUGGUCUUCUGUCUUGGAACAAAGAUAGCCAGUAUAUAUGUACUCGUAAUGACAGCAUGCCAACCACUCUCUGGAUUUGGGAUGUACGUCACCUUGAGCUUGCUGCUAUCUUGGUCCAGAAGGAUCCUAUUCGAGCUGCUGCAUGGGACCCAAUAUGCACACGUCUUGUUCUUUGCACUGGGAGCUCACACUUGUAUAUGUGGACUCCAUCUGGUGCUUACUGCGUUAGUAAUCCACUUCCACAAUUUAACAUACUUGAUCUCAAGUGGAAUUCAGACGGGAGUUGUCUUCUUCUAAAAGACAAAGAGUCAUUUUGCUGUGCUGCUGUACCUCCUCUGCCAGAAUCUAGUGAAUAUAGCUCGGAUGAUUGAAGUAUGUUUUUCCAAAAUUGUCAAUUGGAUUGGAAUUUUAUAAAAAAUCUUGAAUUAUGCCUGUUUGAUAAGUUGGACAUUCCUCUUUUAACUUUUUGUGUAAGUAAUUAUGUCAUUCAGUUGUUUCAAAUUACUUUAUAAUACAGUUGUUCUUGAAAAAGAAAUUAAAAGGU
Molecule: messenger RNA, 1720 nt
Organism: Carica papaya (papaya)
Lineage: Eukaryota; Viridiplantae; Streptophyta; Magnoliopsida; Brassicales; Caricaceae
Product: Transducin/WD40 repeat-like superfamily protein
Biological process (GO): microtubule anchoring at mitotic spindle pole body
Cellular component (GO): microtubule organizing center; MWP complex
Molecular function (GO): protein binding
Source: RefSeq, a predicted model, not a curated record